This is a messenger RNA of Lagopus muta (rock ptarmigan), 2079 nucleotides long. Its product is annotated as lysosomal amino acid transporter 1 homolog. The record is from RefSeq and is a predicted model, not a curated record. The transcript is spliced from 9 exons. Lineage: Eukaryota; Metazoa; Chordata; Aves; Galliformes; Phasianidae. Bases 317 to 976 code for a protein of 219 amino acids.
GCCAAUUUCUCACUGUCUAGCCAAGUUUGUUUAUGAGAUUGGAAAUAACUGUGAUCUCAAGCAUCCGUCUGCAUGCAGAGGGUUUUCACAGCAGAUAUUCAGCUUUGUAGAGAAUAGGAGUCUGUGUAUAAAUGGCACACCGUGGAUUUGGCAUCUUCUGGAAGAAUGUGUGGAGAAUGCAUGGGAGUACUGCAGCGUUGUCGCAGGACUGACUUCCAUUGUCUGCUUUCUGUUUGCUGCACUACCUCAAAUUCACGUUGCCUGUCGGGAUGGAAAGGUGGACCAAGCACUGUCUUUGGGCUUUCUGCUGUGUUGGAUGGCUGGAGAUGUCACAAAUCUGAUAGGCUGCUAUUUAACAAAUCAACUGCCAAUUCAGACUAUCACUGCCAUCUCCUACGUUAACAUGGAUAUCAUUUUGAUUUCACAAUUUGCCUAUUGCAAGCUCAAGAAUUGGAAGAUGAUGAAAGGCAGCAGAAGGCUGAAGAAUUUCUGUAUAACCUGGAUCUUGAUGUGCAUAACCCUGUGUGUUGUUUUACCCUGCCAGCUGUUUAUCAGAAAGCAAGACCAGAGUUCAGCAAUGGAAAGAAGUAUUAACUCUCUCGAUAUGAUUGAAAUGUCAGGCUUCGUUUGUGGCUAUAUAUCCUGUGUGUUUUACUUGGGAAGUAGAUUUCCUCAGCUGUACAAAAACUUUCAGAGAAAGUCAACAGAAGGCACCUCUUACCUGCUGUUUGCAUUGGCCAUGCUGGGAAACUGCACGUAUGGCCUCAGCCUUGUCCUAAAGAUGCCUGCUGCUGGAUCUGUCCGGGCCCUCUACUUUUUACACCAUCUUCCAUGGCUCCUCGGGAGCUUUGGAGUUUUGUUCCUGGAUGUUUUUGUGACUGUGCAGUUCCUUCUGUAUGGUCAGCACAAAGAGAGAUCACAUGCCUUGGUGGCACUGGAAGUGGAGCCACUGCUUGUGGGUGAGGAGGAUGCAUAGUGCUGUGCUCAGCCCUGCUCACGCCUGGGGACUUGGAUGGGUCAGACUGCAGGAGCUUUGCAACCACACUUAUUUUUGGUAUUCAUUUAUUUGUCAUUAAUUUGUCACUGCUUGUUUAACGUUUUCAUCUUCACAUCAUUUGCAAAUAUUUAUUCUGUUGCUUCAGAACUGUAUUAAGUCUUUGUUUUCCUGAAUGCUUGCCUUUCUCACUGUUCCUCCCUGUGAUGGGAAUCACAGCAGUGGGUGCUUUGGGAGUAUUUAUUUGACACGAUGAUGCCGUGCAUAUGACAAGGUGACAAUUUUUAGAUGAAAAUCUACAUCUUGAUAGCAGUAAUACGGCUGUUUUAAAACUAGCCCUGAGCCUUGAACUCAGCGUGGAGUUCUGUACUGCUCAGUGUGGUCACAUUGCAUGGAAGAAAAUUGGCCUUUAAUUAAGAACCAUCAGUGCAGAGGAUCCAUUGCUGAUGUAAAAGCAGAACUGUGGUGUGAGUUCUUGAGAUCAUAGAACCAUAGAAUGGCCUGGGUUGCAAAGGACCACAAUGCUCACCCAGUUCCAACCCCCUGCUGUGUGCAGGUCACCAACCAGCAGCCCAGGCUGCCCAGAGCCACAUCCAGCCUGGCCUUGAAUGCCUGCAGGGAUGGGGCAUCCACAGCCUCCUUGGGCAACCUGUAACAGUGCCUCACCACCCUCUGGGUGAAAAACUUCCUCCUCAUAUCCAACCUAAACCUCCCCUGUCUACGUUUAAAGCCAUUCCCCCUUGUUCUAUCACGGUCCAACUGAUAGUAGGAUCCCCAUGUACACUGCAGAGCAUCACUAUGCAUUUUGUUGUUUUAAUUAAAACUUUAUAUACCAAUGCCUUUGCCUUCUGUGGAACAUAAUUACUGCUUGUUGUCAUACGCUGCAGAUGAUGGUUUUCUAGGACUUGCAUUUCACUGUAAGCUGCUGGGUAGGGUAAGUACUAUACAAGGAAAAAACAAUACCACAACAUAAGGAGACUGUACCUUGUCAUUGCUUAUUGAGCACGAGGGAUUUUGUCAGUGCUCUGUUGUGUUUAAUGAAACCUUAAUAAGAUCCAAGAGAAUAAAUUCAAGUUAAUAUUUCA